Lactuca virosa is the source of this 930-nucleotide messenger RNA. NCBI's taxonomy places the organism in Eukaryota, Viridiplantae, Streptophyta, Magnoliopsida, Asterales, Asteraceae. The record is from the annotation of a GenBank genome assembly.
AUGUCUGGAUUGAUUUACCACAUAUUCACAUCAUCAACAUUACUCUCAAUGGGACUUUACCACUUAAUCUGCACCACAAGAAAUCAUCUAAGAUCCCCUAGAGAUUACUUCACAAAACCAUAUCAUCAAAUCACAUGGAAUUCUCAAUCUCAAUCUCAACAUAUCACAAGGUACCUUCAAAUCUACCUCUUAAUCCUCUGUCUUCUCAUCUCCUUCAUCCAUCAAACCACAAUCUCAUUCGAUUCAGACCCUUUAGUCAAAGGUCGUUCCCCUGUUCAUCACUUCACCUCUCUCCAAUCCGCAGGUGUUAUUUUCCUCUUUCUCAUUCUCUCUCUAACUCUACUCAUCUCAGAAACCACCUCUCUCCUCCCUUUCCCACCGGAUCUCUUCUUUGGAACUGCAUCUGCUCUCUUCUUCCUUCAAUACUCCACUUCUUCAUCUUCAGCCUCCUUACAAAUGUCAGAUCUUGAAGCAAAAUGUGACUCAGUUUCAGCCAUGAUUUCAGCUAUCUCUGCUGUGCUCUGUAUCAUACUCGCAUGCCACCCGAGACUCUUUGUUGCUGACGUGGCACUUGGGGCUUCGAUUUGUUUACAGGGGUUAUGGUCUUUGCAAACAGGGCUUUCUCUUUAUGUGGAUGCUUUUAUACCAGAUGGAUGCCAUAAGCUUCUUGAUGUUGUGAGUGGAGUUGAAGGGUCAACAAAAUGUGAUCUUGAAGAUUCUAAGUUGAGAGCUACUGCGAUUCUUGAUCUUGUGUUUGUGGUUUAUGUGUUGUUUGUGGUUCUGAUUUUGAUUGUGACUUAUGCUGUGACUGCUAAAGUUGUUGGAGUUAGGAGAUUUGGGAGUUAUGAGGCGAUUCCAACAUCAUCUGGAUCUUCUGUUGCUGAUCCUAAUCAUAUUCAGAUGAAGGCAAUGACUGGAACUCAAGCUUGA